CGAAACACAAACUCAGAGAGAGAGAGAGAGAGAGAGAGAGAGAGCCAUGGCAACAGGAGCAGCCCUCAGAGCUCUCGGGAGAAAAAUCACUCCUUCCUCUUCAUCGCGAAUAUUUGCCUCAUCCUUCACUCCCCGAUCCAUUAGCACGCUGGUAUUAGCUGAACACGAAGGUAGCUCUCUCAAAAUCCAAUCCCUCAGCGCAGUAAAGGCAGCCAAGUCUCUAAGCAAGGACAACUCCAUCUCAUUGCUCUUGGCGGGCUCCGGCCCCGGCCUCCACGAAGCCGCUGCACAAGCCGCCUCCUGCGACCCUUCAGUUUCUCAGGUGCUUGUGGCGGAGUCUGAUGAGUUUAGCUAUCCUCUGGCGGAGCCUUGGGCUAAACUAGUGCGGUUGGUUCAGCAGAAAGGAGGGUAUUCACAUGUGAUGGCAACUUCGGGUUCGUUUGGGAAGAACAUAAUGCCCCGGGCAGCUGCACUUUUGGAUGUUUCGCCAAUCACCGAUGUGACUGGCAUCUCCGAGCCUCAUGUAUUUGUCAGGCCAAUAUAUGCUGGAAAUGCACUUUGUACUGUUCGAUACACUGGUGCUGGUCCUUGUCUGUUGACCAUUAGAGCGACAUCCUUUCCAGUUUCUCCCAUCACAUCUGAUUCAAAAUCUAGUGACGCUUCCAUCUCCCAGGUUGAUCUCUCCAUCUUUGGUGAAGAUUCUAUUGGUAAAUCUCGAUAUGUGAAGCACACAGCUCAGGAUUUAGGGCGCCCUGAUCUGGGAAGUGCCCGUGUUGUUAUUACUGGUGGCCGUGCACUGAAAAGUGCUGAAAACUUCAAAAUGAUAGAAAAGCUUGCUGAAAAGCUUGGUGCAGCUGUUGGAGCUACUCGUGCUGCUGUUGAUGCAGGAUAUGUUCCCAAUGACCUGCAGGUUGGCCAAACUGGAAAGAUAGUUGCCCCAGAGUUGUACAUGGCCUUUGGUGUUUCAGGUGCCAUUCAACACCUGGCUGGCAUGCGAGAUUCCAAGGUUAUUGUUGCUGUGAACAAAGAUGCAGACGCACCCAUAUUUCAGGUUGCUGACUAUGGACUUGUAGGUGAUAUUUUUGAUGUGCUACCAGAGUUACUAGAAAAGCUUCCUGAGAGAAAAUAAAUCUGUGACUUGACUAUUUACUGGUCCACAAACUGCUAUAAAGCGGUUUAGUUUGUAAAUCAGAAACUUCAAAUUCAAUAAAGGAGAGAUUAUACCAAAA
This is a messenger RNA of Argentina anserina (silverweed cinquefoil), 1229 nucleotides long. RefSeq names its product electron transfer flavoprotein subunit alpha, mitochondrial. NCBI's taxonomy places the organism in Eukaryota, Viridiplantae, Streptophyta, Magnoliopsida, Rosales, Rosaceae. The transcript is spliced from 8 exons. Gene Ontology annotation, molecular function: electron transfer activity; flavin adenine dinucleotide binding. Gene Ontology annotation, biological process: fatty acid beta-oxidation using acyl-CoA dehydrogenase. The record is from RefSeq and is a predicted model, not a curated record. Gene Ontology annotation, cellular component: mitochondrion. The coding region runs from base 47 to 1129 and encodes 360 amino acids.